UCAGUGGGUCACCAACGAACUUAAUGGCCAUCCUAGAGCGUUGGAUUUCAACAACAACAGCGGCAGUGGUCAUCAAAAUGGUCAUGUUGAAGAGGAGGGCAGAGGAUUGGAGGAUAUCGAUGAUGAUGAUAAUGGCCUUACCAGGGAAAGCAUAACAAAAAGUGAACAAGCAUUGAGACGUGAAAGUGAUGAUCUGGAAAAUGAAGACGAUGNAAGCUUGGAGGAUAUCGAUGAUGAUGAUAAUGGCUUUACCAGGGAAAGCAUAACAAAAAAUGAACAAGCAUUGAGACGUGAAAGUGAUGAUCUGGAAAAUGAAGACGAUGAUGAGGAAGAAGAGGAGGUGGAAGAUGAAAUGAUGGACGCCGAAGAGGGCAGAGACUCGGAGACCGAUGGUGGUAACAGUAAAGUGCCGCCUGAGGUGUCGAAUGGUAACAACUCCGAUGACAGCAACUACUACCAAAGUUCCUACUACAGCGGCAGCAAUCCCUCCUCUGCUCGGGCCAGUCUCUCCCGCUAUGGUCUGGACGACAACAACAACACCAACAACAGCAGCUCAACCUACUCCAAGUCACGGAAUGCAAACACCCGAAAGUACUCGUCGCGAGGGGACGAUGAGGGCGAUUUUGCUAGCAGUGCUGCUUCAGCUUCUGCUUCUGCCGUGCCCAGCUCACCCUCCUACUACAGCAGCUCUGCCUACAGCCGGCGACCUAGCCUGAGUCGGACGUCGACGCUGGACGACGAUGAUGAGGAAAGCUCAGCUGCGGGAGUUCGCUCCUACUACAACGCUCGAAAGCAGGCGCAGCAGCAGCAGGCGGCCGCCCUGGCUGCCCUCAAUGCUCAAUCUGCCGCCGACAGCAGCAGCUCACGGUACGGCGGCUCAUCCUCAUACUUUCGCAACCGACUGGCCAAGAGUAGAAGUUCUCAUGCUAUUGCAGCCUACGGCGACGACAGCGACGAUGACAGUCCGGCGAAUGCCAGCAACCCACUGUCGCCUACCUCCACUUCCAGUGGCUACCGAAGUCGCUUUGGAUUUGGCUCUUCGUCUAUUGCUGCUGCAGCAAAUGCUGCCACCGCUGCUGCAGAUCCGAACGAUCCGUUUGCCAGUUCAGCCUCCGCCGGUCGGAGGACGUCUCGCUCUGGCUACACCUACCGAACGCGCCUUCCCAGUCGAGAGCCCAGUCCUGAGGAGGAGGCCGCUGGCUCAGUGACGCAGUACCUGAUCAACAAGUACGGCACUCGCUCCAGUGCAGCCACCGCCACCAAUCGUCCAUCGAUGCUGAGCAAGUCCAAGAGCUCGCACGUCAUCUACGGGCGCAGUCUGUCCAGCUCUGAUGAGGACAAUGGCGUCACAAGCACAGCUGUGGCCAGCUCGCCUUACAGUCGCCGUACCAGUCGCUCAGCAGAGGGGCAGUUCAAGUUUCCACGCGGCGUUGCCGUCGACGAGAAUGGCUUCAUUAUUGUGGGCGACUCGGGCAACAAUCGCAUUCAAGUAUUCAAUCCGGAUGGAACUUUUCUCAAAGCAUUCGGUCAAUGGGGCAGUGGCGAAGGAGAGUUUAAAGGCCUGGAGGGCGUGGCGAUUGACUCCCAUUCUCGAAUUUUAGUUUGCGAUCGUGAGAACCACCGAAUUCAAGUAUUCUAA
Messenger RNA from Rhagoletis zephyria (snowberry fruit fly), 1639 nucleotides. The record is from RefSeq and is a predicted model, not a curated record. Lineage: Eukaryota; Metazoa; Arthropoda; Insecta; Diptera; Tephritidae.